AUGGUUUCGAUUUUUUUUUGAUUCGUCAUUCUGUAAUUACAAAAUUUUAAAAGUGAAAUAUACAAAAUGUUUAGGAACAUAUUCUCCAGCGCUGUCAGGUCUAUGGCCACUAAAACUCCAAAUUAUUUUUUUAGUCAUCGAUCCAAUGAAGACAAAUAUAAUGAGGAUCGUUAUUUUAAUAAGAAAGAUGCUGAGCUCCUAAAACAAAUCCGAGAUAACGGAAAGGUCGUGAUACAGGAUAAAGCUCCGGAAUGUCCAGAUGAUGCUGAACAGAAUGUAAGCAAACCGGUGUCCGUGCUUAUUCUCAGGAAUACUUGCUGUACAAGCAAGUACAAAGACAAGGGUGAAGAAGCUUACUUUAUUAAUGAGAAUACAGAAUGUAUAAGGAACCUAAAGAAGAAAUGUUCGGACUCUGAGAAGGACUCUACUAAUGAUAUACCAGUACCUAUUCCCGAUUUAGAGCAAUCAUAAAGGACUAUGGUAGCUCAGCAUUUUCUUAUCUGCCAGAACUGACAGCGCCUGCUAAGAAUCCGUUCCACAGACAUUUUUCCCGAAAAAUUAUAUUUAAUAUUUGGUAAAAGUGUAUUAUGUUUGGCGAUUAUAAAACAUAUUUUUUGUACUGUUGACUUGUGAAUAAAUAAUAUAAC
This is a messenger RNA of Teleopsis dalmanni, 647 nucleotides long. RefSeq lists its product as uncharacterized. The transcript is spliced from 3 exons. The coding region runs from base 67 to 471 and encodes 134 amino acids. The record is from RefSeq and is a predicted model, not a curated record. NCBI's taxonomy places the organism in Eukaryota, Metazoa, Arthropoda, Insecta, Diptera, Diopsidae.